Messenger RNA from Suillus fuscotomentosus, 365 nucleotides. RefSeq lists its product as uncharacterized. The annotation marks the transcript as partial. The transcript has a single exon. The record is from RefSeq and is a predicted model, not a curated record. NCBI's taxonomy places the organism in Eukaryota, Fungi, Basidiomycota, Agaricomycetes, Boletales, Suillaceae.
GUGCCUCAGUAAGGUGUGAGUUCAAAUAUACUGUUAAGAACGCGCUCAAGGAUCAAAUCCGAAGGGCUUGGCUUCAGCUCGUGUGCUGUGCCCCUAACUUCCGAGGGCUGUCGAACAAUGUCCAAAGGUUACCAGAUGAUGUCCGGAGGGCAUUGGGCGAUGUCCGAUGCGUGGGAAUUCCAGCGGACGUUCAGGAACAGGAGAUAAGACUAAUCCGGAUGAAGUCUGAACUAGAAAGGAAACAGCGGAGGACUACCAAAGGUAGAGGUGGAGAUGACAAGUCUAUAGGAAUCAACUCUAAGAUGAGCGGAGGUCGACGAGAGGAUAACUCAAGUCGGACAGAAGAGGGAAUGAGCAGAGUCUAA